GGGAUCACGUGGCGGCUGUCAUGGCGGCCUCCUUGGCGGCGGGUCGGGGCGCGGGAGGGCCGCAGCGCGGCGCGGGGCUUCUCUGCGCGGCCGGGCGGCUCCUGCUGCAGCUGGGCCCGGCUCGGCGGCGCUGCUUCCGCGGCACUGCGGUAACCUAUCAGGCAGAAGAUGAGAAUUGCGUAGCAGAAAUAGUAAACGUGGUCUUUGUCGACCGAUCCGGCCAAAGGAUCCCAGUACAAGGCAAAGUCGGGGAUGACGUCCUGCGCUUGGCUCAGAAGAACGGCAUUGACCUGGAAGGAGCCUGCGAAGCUUCUCUGGCCUGCUCCACCUGCCACGUCUACGUGAGCCACGAUUUUGCAGACAAGCUUCCCGCCCCAGAUGAACGGGAGGAGGACAUGUUGGACAUGGCCCCCCUGCUCCAGGAGAACUCCCGCCUGGGCUGCCAGAUCAUCCUCUGCAAAGAACUGGAAGGAGCGGAGUUCACCCUCCCCAAAAUCACGAGGAACUUUUACGUGGACGGGCAUGUCCCCAAGCCGCACUGAGGGCGCCGGAGCCGGACCGUUAAUUCUCCAGAGCGGGGCAGACCCGGGUCGUCUCCGGAGGCUUCAGAGAGUGAGGCAGGAAUGGGGGAGCAGGUGAGAUUUCAGAAAUCAAAAACGCACCCGGUGCUCCAGGAGUUAAGGAAGUGGCGCUGAGGGAAGAACUGUGGAACCACCAGGGCACGCUUCCUACCUCCGCCGGUCUGUGCCUUUUAAAAACCACAGCUGGGUGAAGCAAGGUCUUUUCCCUAGCACCGAAACGAUGCUGGAAGAGAACUUCCCAUGCCAGUCGUCUGUCCCCAGAAUCCUGCAGGGAGCUGUAGGAGCCACGAGAGAGAAGAAGCUCAGACGCAACACCGUGUGUCUUUUGAAGGGAUAUAAGUUUGCACGGCACCAUAAAUGUGGCGGUGUCUGGAGGGAGAGUUUGGAGUUAUCAUUCCGCAAGCAGUUUGGUUGUAUUCUUCCUGGAUCCUGUUUCCCGCACACACACACACUGUUGCGCAAAGGUUGCUUUUUAAAUUUUUGAGUUUUUCUGUGUGUCCUGUGUUGUGCAGAAAAUUUCUCAGAUGUCUCUGUCAGUUUCUGCAGCAACUCACACCUCUAAAUGGGCUGGGACCCACUUUUAUGAGUGAACAUGUCAGAACAGGCGUUCCUGCCUUUAUCCCACUGUGCACUUUUUGGUGGAGAUGGGAGAUAAUCUAUUGAAGGGAAGGUCUAGUCCAAAUUAUUAUUACUGGGUUUUUUUUAAUGGAAAUAACUCCUGUUAAGUGAGAGGCCCCAAAAUAUCAUUUCAUUGAAUUUUGUUUUCUGUUUUAAUGGGGUGGAUCUGAUUUGGAAGCAAUUGGGGCUGCUCUUUCUGUGGAUUGUUAGGUACGUGGGUAUUCUAGACACGUUUUUAAAUAUAGUCCUAGUCGGCAAACACUGUUGGCAAACCAGAGCUCGGUGAUUCUGUUGGCAAACCAGAGCUCGGUGCGGGUAGAAGGAACCAAAGUUACAAUAAAUAAACAAUUCCGUUACGUUAAAAGCA
Heteronotia binoei (common prickly gecko) is the source of this 1566-nucleotide messenger RNA. It is a transcript of the gene FDX2, whose product is annotated as ferredoxin 2. Gene Ontology annotation, molecular function: 2 iron, 2 sulfur cluster binding. Gene Ontology annotation, cellular component: mitochondrion. Lineage: Eukaryota; Metazoa; Chordata; Lepidosauria; Squamata; Gekkonidae. The record is from RefSeq and is a predicted model, not a curated record. Gene Ontology annotation, biological process: positive regulation of oxidoreductase activity; P450-containing electron transport chain. The transcript is spliced from 5 exons. The coding region runs from base 21 to 542 and encodes 173 amino acids.